GAGAAAAGACCAGUUUCCUGCAGCUGUUUUUGUAGUUGAGAGAGAGAGGGGUGAGUGAGAAAGAGAGAGAGAAAGCCACAUCAUCUGACACUGACAAAGUGAGCCAGAGAGUGAAGGAGUGUGCAAGAGAAGAAGAAGAGGGAAAAAUUUCCAGGGAAAGAGAGGGAAAACCCUAACCUAGAAAAAGUAAGAGGAGAGACAGAGCAAAAAAGUCACCAGUUGAAGAGUGAAAGAAGGACCCCAGAAUGUCAACUUUGGCAAAAGAGACACCCGUGGAAGAUGCCAACAACCAAAGCUUCUGGAUGCCAGGGAACUACCAGAGCACGGUCCGCCGCACCGAGGAAUGCUUCCAGGCCUGUAACUUCGUGGUGGCGUGCUUCCAGGAGAGGGCCCGCGUGGAGAAGCAGUACGCCCAGCAGCUCAGUGAGUGGAGCAACAAGUGGAAGCCCCUGGUAGAUAGCAGCCCUCUGUAUGGUUCCCUUCUGAGGGCGUGGCAGUGCUUCCUCUCCUCUGCUGACCGCCUGUCUGCCCUGCACUCCUCCAUCUGUCGAUCCCUUGUUUCUGAAGAUGGGGACAGAGUGAAGACCUGGCAGAAAGAGACAUUCCACAAGAAAAUGUUUGGGGGCUUUCGGGAAUCCCAUGACUUUGAUAUAGGCUUUGCUCGUGCUCAAAAACCCUGGGCAAAGAAGUUGAAAAAGCUAGAGAAGGCGCGCAGUGCGUACCACAAGGCGUGCCGCAAGGCACAGGUCGCCCAGGACAGAGAAGCGCAUGCCAGCGGGAAUCCUGACUACGCCAUCGAGAAGCAGAAGAAAAUACAGGAGGAGCGGGAACAGGCUGCUCAGGAAAAAGACAAAGUACGUGGUCGCUAUGAAAAAGUAUUAGAGGAAGUUACACGCUAUGCUCCACGUUACAUGGAGGAAAUGGAGUCCAUUUUUGACCAAUCUCAGGAGGAAGAGAGGAAGAGGAUCAGUUUCCUCAAACAGGUUUUCCUGUCCAUACAUAGACAUCUUGAUGUGACCAAUAAUGAGAGUGUGAAGGCAGUAUAUAGUGAGCUCCACCACACUCUCAUGUCCAUUAAUGAACAGGAUGACCUGCGCUGGUGGAAGAACCAUCAAGGCCCUGGCAUGCCCACUGACUGGCCUUGCUUCCAGGAAUGGAUUCCACCUGAAAAGAAGACAAAGGGAAAGAAGGAGACAGAGAAAAAAAACAUGCUCGAGCGAACUGUAAUGAUGGGAGGUGUGAGAGUGAGGGCUCUCUAUGAAUAUAUGGGACAAGAAACCGAUGAACUCUCCUUUAAAGCAGGGGAGGAAUUCCUGAAGAUAGAGGAAGAGGAUGACCAGGGCUGGUGCAGAGGAAUGAAGGAUGGGGGUCAAGAAGGACUGUACCCUGCAAAUUAUGUAGAGGUCUUGUAGUAACUCAGUCGCACCACAAGAGGGAUUUGAUACCAUCCAAAAUUACUUUGCUUACAGCUUAGUUGUGGUGUUAAUGCCCACAGUAUCCUGUGUGUACAGCAUUAAUUCUGAACCCUGGACUUGGAGCCACAACAGAUUAUCCAAUUAUGUGCUGAAUGUUAUCAAUUCCAUACAAAGAUUUUGAAUCCUCUUCUUUUGGAUGUAUACACACAUGUACAUUUUAUACCCAGUCUUUACAUCUUUAAGCUUCAGUUAUAAAAUUUUACUCACAGAAUUAAUUAUUUUUCAUAUUACAUUCAAAAUGUCAGCCAAAGCUUGUGAAACAACUUUUCUACUGUGCUUUCAAUUGGGCAUUUGAAAUACUUGUAUUUCAUUAAGGAUAUGUACAGAUGCACACAAUAUAUAAUACCUGGAUUGGUGGAGGAUUGGCUCAUGAAAGAAAUGGAACUUAAUGUAGGUUGAGAGGGUUUAUAUGAGUUCAAAUAAUGCAUUGUUUUGACUGCUAAUUUGGAACAGGUAAAAAUGGCUGUAUUGUGUGUGUGCAUGUGUGUGUGUGUGCACGCAGAGGCGUGCUGUGGCAGUUUCAGCUGUUUCAAAUGAAAUGGGCCCCGAUGAGCCAAGGGACCCUGAACACCCAUGAGAAUUAAAAAAAGGUCUAUCGUAAGAUUUAAAAUGUUUAAGGGUGUCCUAAAUAUAAUCAUGCAUUUGCCAUUCACGGCUACAUUGCGGCACUUCUGAAGUACUUUCCUGACCUUUCCAUAACAGCGUCCUUGACUACCGUAGAUGCCAGCUUCACACUUAAUUAAACUCCUGUUUACAUUCAUCUGUAGUAGCUAGCUUAACAUUGCAAUAUUCUGAUGUACUACUAUAGGGUGGCUCUCCACUCAAUCAAGAACUCCCCAUUUGGUGUCAGUCAUUUUGGUUGUUAGCAGGCUAGUUUUAAGAUUCCCUAGUUGUAUGAGGACUGCUCAUAGAACUGCAUAAGAAUUAAGGAAAAAGUUAUAUGGCAAGCCAUGUAGCAUAAUGUUACCUAACUAAAUAACUUGGCAUUUUUCCUUCUUUAGUUCAUCUUCUGUGGUAACACACUGCAUGUCCACAGGUGUACAGUAUACAACACAAAACCCCACAACACAAAUAAUUUCUUGUAUCGUCAGAAUGCACAUCAAAUGAGCUGUCUCUCUGCCAUUAUUUUGACACCCUAUACAGGUUUGCGUGGUCAAAAUCAGCCUUAUGGCUAUUUGCAUAACCAAAACAAAGUUUCCCAUGUGAAAUAAGUUUAGAUCAUUUAAGUAGCAAAGUUAGGGUAGCAAAAAUGGUAGCAAUGUGAUAUUCACUCAAAACAAAUAAAAAUAAAAUUAUUGGACAGUAGUUGCACACGACAGUAUUAAGUACACUAAAAAAAAAACAUUUUUCCCUUUCCUUCAUGAAAUAAUUGACACAAUUAUGGACAAUGGUUUAACGCAAUAUUACAAAGCAUAUUUGACGUCUUCAACUUAAUCAGUUGAAGUUGCAUAUACUCAGUAAUAUUGUGUGCAGCCACUGUCCAAUGAUUUAUUGUUUUGGGUGUGUGUUAUUUAUUACAGGCUUACGUUAUGUUUUGAAUAUGUUAUAUAGCAUAUGUUAACAUGAUAUAAUUGACCGAUCUUAUUUUAAUUCCUAAAUUAAAUUUGUGCCAGUUUUUCUUUUUAGAAGCACCUCAAGCUUCUUAAAGCUUGUUUUUAAAUUAAUAAAAAGAUUUUACACAUUC
Messenger RNA from Anguilla anguilla (European eel), 3159 nucleotides. Its product is annotated as protein kinase C and casein kinase substrate in neurons protein 2-like. Lineage: Eukaryota; Metazoa; Chordata; Actinopteri; Anguilliformes; Anguillidae. The coding region runs from base 246 to 1412 and encodes 388 amino acids. The record is from RefSeq and is a predicted model, not a curated record. The transcript has 10 exons. Gene Ontology annotation, cellular component: cytoplasm; endosome; plasma membrane. Gene Ontology annotation, molecular function: protein binding; phospholipid binding. Gene Ontology annotation, biological process: regulation of endocytosis; cytoskeleton organization; plasma membrane tubulation.